This is a messenger RNA of Erinaceus europaeus (western European hedgehog), 936 nucleotides long. RefSeq names its product olfactory receptor 4K17. Gene Ontology annotation, cellular component: membrane. The record is from RefSeq and is a predicted model, not a curated record. Gene Ontology annotation, molecular function: olfactory receptor activity; G protein-coupled receptor activity. Gene Ontology annotation, biological process: G protein-coupled receptor signaling pathway. The transcript has a single exon. Lineage: Eukaryota; Metazoa; Chordata; Mammalia; Eulipotyphla; Erinaceidae. Bases 1 to 936 code for a protein of 311 amino acids.
AUGGAGUUCAUGGAACUAUUAAACCAGUCCAGAGUAUCAGAAUUCGUUUUGCUAGGACUGACAGACUCUGAGAACAUUCAGAUUCUUCUCUUUGUAUUUUUCUCAGUUGUUUAUGUGGCCACUGUUUUGGGCAACCUUCUCAUUGUGGUUGCAGUUUUUUGUGUGUCAAAUCUGAAUACCCCUAUGUAUUUUCUCCUUGGGAACCUCUCUUUUGUGGAUAUCACCCUUGCCUCCUUUGCCACCCCUAAGAUGAUCAUUAACUUGCUACGAAAGCAGAAGACCAUUUCCUUUGCUGGAUGCUUUACACAGAUCUUUCUGCUUCACUUCCUGGGAGGAGUUGAAAUGGUUCUUUUAGUCUCCAUGGCUUAUGACAGAUACGUGGCUAUUUGUAAGCCACUACAUUACAUGAACAUUAUGAACAAAAAAGUGUGUGUUUUGCUGGUAGUUACCUCCUGGUUCUUAGGUCUCCUUCAUUCAGGGCUCCAGAUACCCUUUGUAGUGAACUUGCCUUUCUGUGGUUCUAAUGUAGUGGACAGUAUUUUCUGUGAUCUCCCUCUGGUCGCUAAGCUGGCCUGCACAGACACAUAUUUUGUAGAGAUAGUCAUUGUUGCCCACAGUGGGAUGAUCUCUUUAAGCUGUUUCACUGUUUUGCUUAUCUCCUACAGUCUCAUCCUGGUAGCUAUCAGGAAUCGCUCUUCUGCUGGGCAGUCCAAAGCCCGUUCCACUUUGACUGCUCACAUCACGGUGGUGAUUCUAUUCUUUGGUCCAUGUAUCUUCAUCUAUAUCUGGCCUUUCAGUAACCAUUCUGUGGAUAAAUUUCUUGCUAUAUUUUACACUAUUGUCACCCCUAUUUUGAACCCAAUUAUCUACACGUUGAGGAACAAAGAAAUGAAGACAGCCAUGAAGAAACUUUGGGACAUUUUUUAUAAGUUCUAG